This is a messenger RNA of Maylandia zebra (zebra mbuna), 912 nucleotides long. Its product is annotated as dual specificity protein phosphatase 18. Gene Ontology annotation, cellular component: cytoplasm. The record is from RefSeq and is a predicted model, not a curated record. Gene Ontology annotation, molecular function: MAP kinase tyrosine/serine/threonine phosphatase activity. Gene Ontology annotation, biological process: protein dephosphorylation. NCBI's taxonomy places the organism in Eukaryota, Metazoa, Chordata, Actinopteri, Cichliformes, Cichlidae.
UCAAACUGCUCUUAGUGAUAAAUUCACACUCAUUAUGAUGGUGUGUGUGUGCUCGAGUCUGAUUUCUCCUCUUCAGUCACAUGACUUCAGGACGUUUUCAGCUGUUGUACUAAAAUUAACCCUUCAGAUGAUUGGCUGAAGGACUGACACACACAGCCAUCUAGGGUGUGUGUGUCACUCAGAGCAGCAGUCAGAGGACCACCGGGCAGCAGCAGAUGGCGGUCUCUCAGAUUACCCCCACCCUGUUUCUCAGUGGGGCCGACGCCCCUCUGAACGCAGGACUGGUGUUGAAGAAAGGCAUCACUCUGAUUGUCAAUGCCACACUGAGCCACGCCUGCCCCGCCUACCCAGGGGUGGAGUGCCUGCGGGUCCCUGUCUCCGACCUGCCGAGCGCCCGCCUCGGGGAUUACUUUGACUGGGUGGCUAAGCGUAUCCAUGGUAACUGUGGCGGUGGGACGCUGGUGCACUGUGCUGCCGGGAUGAGCCGCUCUCCAGCACUGGUGAUGGCGUACCUGAUGCGCUACAGGGGCGUGACGCUGCGGCGGGCACACCACUGGGUCCAGGAGAGCCGGCCCUACAUCCGGCUGAACGCCGGCUUUUGGGAGCAGCUGUUGCAGUACGAGAAGAGGCUGUACGGGAGGAACACCGUCAGGGUGGCCCCAGAGCCGCCACCCAGGACGCCGCCUGGGACACCGCGGCUGGCCAGGUCUCAGCAGCAGACGGGCCUGCUAACACUGGUGCCCAGGUCACCGCUGAUGUCACGUGCUCAGGUGACAUCAUCAGCAAACAGAUCCAGGAGGGGAUCCAAAACCAUCAAAGUCUGAAAUUCAAACACCUGGAUCCUCAGAGGGAUCCCUGCGCACACCUCGGUCCCUGCACACACCUGGAUCCCUGCGCACACCUGGAUCCCGC